Phragmites australis (common reed) is the source of this 1674-nucleotide messenger RNA. RefSeq names its product glycolate oxidase 3-like. Gene Ontology annotation, cellular component: peroxisome. Bases 447 to 1454 code for a protein of 335 amino acids. Gene Ontology annotation, molecular function: oxidoreductase activity; FMN binding. The transcript has 11 exons. NCBI's taxonomy places the organism in Eukaryota, Viridiplantae, Streptophyta, Magnoliopsida, Poales, Poaceae. The record is from RefSeq and is a predicted model, not a curated record.
CUUCCAAAAUAGUUGGUUUCAGCUGUAUUCGCUUGGUAGCACACUACUGCAUCAACUGUUCUUGUUUUAUUCACAUCAGCAGCUAAUAAUCACAAAAGGUAAGCAUAACUUUAUGGAAACGUCUCAUAAGAAACUUUACAAGGGUGACAUAUAUUUUGAUAUCUGAUAGAAAUUGUCGUGUGAAUUGAGAACCAUGUAUCAUUUUUAAAAUUUGGAGAGUAUGAGGUGCCUCCAACGCUUGUGGAAUAAUCUGAGGUAACUUUGGCAAAUUUUUUAGUUUAAGGAAUCAACUUGCCUUUGAUUAAUAUGAGCAAAUGGUAGCUAAGGUCAAGAGAUCAGAUGAGUAGAGGACAAAAGAUCAGAUGAGUCAUGUGACAUGCUAUCUGGAUGGUCAAAGCAGAUGACAAUUUCACUAAGAACUCUCAGAUAAGAUACAUGACAUCAUAAUGCUUAGACAUGUGAAAAUAUAUUCCCUCUUCACAGGCUUUAGGUUUCGACCACGCAUACUGAUCGAUGUCUCCCGUAUUAACAUGGCCACAAACGUCUUGGGCUUCAAUAUUUCCAUGCCUAUUAUGAUUGCUCCCUCAGCCAUGCAGAAAAUGGCUCACCCUGAAGGAGAGCUUGCUACUGCAAGAGCAGCAGCUUCUGAAGGAACUAUAAUGACGUUGUCCUCAUGGUCUACUGCUAGUGUUGAAGAGGUUAACUCAGUAGGGCCAGGGAUACGUUUCUUCCAGCUUUAUGUGUACAAGGAUAGGAAUAUAGUACGACAACUCCUCAAAAGGGCUGAAAUGGCUGGCUUCAAGGCUAUUGUACUCACUGUUGACACUCCAAGGCUUGGUCGCAGGGAAGCGGAUAUAAAAAACAGAUUCACCUUACCUCCGCAUCUGGUGUUGAAAAACUUUGAAGCACUGGAUCUUGGAACCAUGGACAAGACAAAUGAUUCUGGCCUUGCUUCCUAUGUUGCCAGUCAAGUCGACCGCUCUCUCUCUUGGAAGGACGUCAAGUGGCUACAGACAGUCACCUCGUUGCCGAUCUUAGUGAAAGGGGUCAUGACUGCAGAAGACACUAGACUUGCCAUUGAAUAUGGUGCUGCUGGUAUCAUAGUGUCCAAUCACGGCGCCCGCCAGCUAGAUUAUGUUCCUGCAACCAUCAGCUGCCUGGAAGAGGUCGUGAGGGAAGCGAAGGGCCGCCUGCCGGUGUUCCUCGACGGCGGCGUCCGCCGUGGCACGGACGUGUUCAAGGCCCUGGCAUUGGGAGCUUCAGGAGUGUUUAUCGGGCGGCCGGUGCUGUUCUCACUGGCCGUGGACGGCGAGGCCGGCGUGAGGAAGGUGCUGCAGAUGCUGAGGGACGAGCUGGAGCUCACCAUGGCGCUCAGCGGCUGCACGUCGCUGAGGGAGAUCGCGCGCGCCCACGUCAUCACCGAGAGCGACAAGAUCGGUCGCUCGCGGCUGUAGAGCUUGCAGUUCAGUCCAGAUUCGUGAUCCAUCGAACUGUCCCCGAACGAAUAACCGAUUCGAGAUACUGCUUUUGUAGCUCUUGUGCUUCCGUUUGACGUCAGGCAAAUAAGGAGGGUGCGUGUGCAUGUGCCUGCGUAUGUGCUUGCACUGUUGUUGUAGCUUGCAGUAUUGGUGAGUGGUGACUCCCUGGUUCUGCCAAUUGAAAGGAGUUGAUGAA